CCCCCACCCACCCCCUUAGAUUGUGCGUGCGUGUCCACCGGGGGGACCCCACGCUCGGAUGGAAAGUCUCCCCGUCCCGAUGCGUCUUUUUCUGCUUCCACGGACGAAUUUGAAGAGCUGAGAAGUUGCGAGGCAAGCGGACUCUGCAUCGGACAGCCGGACUGUUUUCCUUUUUCUUCCCUUUGACGCUGCUGCACCAUCGAGGCGAGACGGCGACCUCAGUCGAUUACCUUUCUUUGCUCUGCUAUCCCAUGGAUAUUCACUGCAAGGCAGACCCCUUCUCGGCCAUGCACCGGCACGGCGGCGUGAACCAGCUCGGCGGGGUGUUUGUCAACGGCAGACCCCUCCCGGACGUGGUCAGGCAAAGGAUCGUGGAGCUGGCCCACCAAGGGGUUCGGCCGUGCGACAUUUCCAGACAGCUGCGGGUCAGUCACGGAUGCGUCAGCAAAAUCCUCGGCAGGUACUACGAAACGGGCAGCAUUAAACCAGGCGUGAUCGGGGGGUCCAAACCGAAGGUUGCCACCCCGAAAGUGGUUGAUAAAAUUGCGGAGUACAAACGGCAGAACCCGACUAUGUUCGCCUGGGAGAUCCGGGAUCGGCUACUGGCCGAGGGCGUGUGUGACAAUGACACUGUACCCAGCGUCUCGUCCAUCAACAGGAUUAUCCGCACCAAAGUCCAGCAGCAGUUUCACCCGUCCCCCGACGGAUCCGUCACGCCGCUCUCCACACCGGGACACACCAUAGUACCCAGCACAGCCUCCCCACCUGUGACCAGCGCCUCCAACGACCCCGUAGGCUCCUACUCCAUCAACGGCAUUCUGGGAAUCCCCCGCUCCAACGGUGAGAAGAGGAAACGAGACGAAGUUCUCUGGACUGGCAGCCAUUUGGACGGAAGGAAAAUAGGACAUUGUGGCUCAGAUGGUUCCGGCCCAGGCAGCGAUUCUCAGGGCAGCGUGGAAAGUCUAAGGAAGCAUCUGCGAGCGGACGCGUUCACCCAGCAGCAGUUGGAGGCCCUGGAUCGCGUGUUCGAACGCCCUUCCUACCCGGAUGUCUUCCCUACCUCCGAACACAUCAAACCCGAGCAGGCCAAUGAGUACUCCCUCCCGUCGCUGAACUCCGGCCUGGAAGACGUGAAGCCCAGCCUCUCCAGCAGUGGCGGCGCAGACCUCGCCUCCAGCGUCUCCCAGAGCUACUCGGUUGUGACAGGUCGAGACAUGGCGAGCACCACCUUACCGGGCUACCCGCCUCACGUACCCCCAACGGGACAAGGCAGCUAUCCCACCUCGACACUUGCCGGAAUGGUUCCAGGAGGGGACUUUUCUGGAAACCCGUAUUCUCAUCCACAGUACACAACUUAUAACGAAGCAUGGCGGUUCAGCAAUCCAGCGUUACUAAGUUCCCCUUAUUAUUAUAGUGCCGCAACCCGUGGCUCAGCACCUCCCACUGCUGCCGCUGCCUACGACCGCCACUAGUUACCAUGGAGACCAUCUCAAACUGCAGGGCCACGGCUCGGGCCUCCGUAUUGUCCCCGUCUGAGAAAACACUGAGGUCAAAGGGAAUUGCGACGAAGGGAUCCUAAAGGAAAGGCCCACAGGGACACGCGGACUAGAAAGGAAGGUGGAUGCCAAUGCGCCAUAAGAGUCACCACAACCAUCCUGCCCUCACUGUCCAAGAAUGACUUUUAAGAGAUUAUUAUAUAAAGUAUAUAUAUUAUGAAAUAUAAAUUGAAGACGUGUGAAGAUUCCAUGUGGAAAAAAACAUGCUGUGGGUUUUUAAUUUUUGCCUCUUUGUUGCUGUUGUUCAUUUACUCAUGCAUCUUCACGUUCCUCAUCAAAUGCAGUAUUUGUCCACUCUUAAAGACCCUGUAAAUUGAAAUCAGAUUUGAAUAUACGUAAUUAUUGCGCAAAGACUGAGAACUAGAAAGUAUUACCGAAUUUUUGAAAUUUUAAUUUUUCAAGAUUUUUUUUUUUCCGAAAAAACAUUUCAUUUCACUUUACAGGGACUUCAUGAGAUACAAACAGGAUUGAUGGUUUUAAACCUUGCUGGUGAAGAUAAAUGUGCUAAGAGGCUUCCAAUGGAUGUUAACUGCUUCACUGCCAUUGACGGCAAUAGAAAUGAAAGCGAAUGAUCGCAGAUAGCCCUGCCACUUCAAACGGAUUGGACGUUUAUCGCCGUCAAUGGCAGCCACUGCGUUAAUUAUGGUCCCGUGUCGUAUGGUGCUCGUGCUUCAUUUCCUAUUCGCUGAUCCUCAUGAAAAAAAAAUGGCGGCUUCAUCUACGGAUGCGGCAAACAAUCAGAUGUAAAUUGUUUUACAAAAAAUAAAAUUGUCGACUUGGAUUUUAAAUAUGUUAAAUUAUUUUUUUUCUGUCACAAAUUGUAAUGUAAAAAAUUCUGAGCGUAGUUGUCACACUUUGUUAAUAUUCCCGUUAAGUCCAUAAACAUCCUUUUUUGCACUAUAAUCUUUUCGGUUUAUUUUUCAAAUUUGCUGAUUCCGAAAUGAAUUUUUUGGAACAAGACUGACGUGGUGUGCAUGGACUUUGUAAGCCAUAGCUCCUUGGCUCCACUCCAAAUUCCUAAUCAGCUACUUGGUCAUACCACUAGAUGCCUACAGUUGCGCAUACCAACUGUAACUUACUAACUUAGCUUCAACGUAUGCCUUAUAGCCCGAUUUGUUCGACUUUCAAUACACACGCGCGGCCGUCCUUCGCCUCACAUUUAACUCUCACAGUGGACUGGAAAAAAAAAAAUACUGGUCCUUUUUUUCUUUUUUGACUAUUUUGUGAAUGUAAUUUUAACUACAUUUGCCAAAGACUUAGUUUGAUAUUUAAUAUUUUAUUUACUGUGUGCAUAAAUGAAGCAGUAUUAUCUUCGAAAACACGUCAACAAAAUGUCGCUCCGUCGAACAACCGGCGACUCAAGCGUUCGCUGCUUUGUAGAAUGAUUUGUGAAUAUUGUGAAGACAAUUCUUCUUUGUAAAUACCGCAGCUCACCCUCUUUGUAGAUAUAAACAGACCGAUGCAUUUACAUGUGUGUCUUAAUUGUCACGUUGUGCUAUAGAGGAAGGCGCAACUGCUGUUUGUAGCAGGCUCACAUUGCAAAUUUGCAGGCUGUCCUUGUCAUUUUCUGUCCAUGAUAAUGCCAUGAUGAUGUUUUAUGUCACUAUGCAACAAGUUAAAUGGCUCUUUGUAUCAUCUUUUGUUGUCGGGCCACGGACUAACGCUUGUGUGCGGCGUCAAAGUCCGUUCCUUUCUGCGACGGUUCGUCUGCAUUGGGGUAAAAAAAAAAAAAAUCAACACAACUGCUGUCCCGUCGGCCAUUUAUAGAUGUUGUGAUCAUUGAGUUCAUAAGAUUCAGCUCUCAAUGUAUAGACGCAUCCAUUUCAUCCCCUCCUACAAGUAAAAUCCCAUAUACUGUACAUCUUCUGGUACUGUGAUGAUGUCAGAAGCAGACACUCUCUCGCUUCUUUCUGUCCACAAGUAGCUGGACAUGUCGGUAAAAGGAGUGAGCGCAGAGUGCACGCCGCCGUCAUCAAAAUGAGAAUCUUAGCUGUGCUAAGUGGAGCACCUCUGAGGGAAUGGCUCUGUUGUAAAAAUGAUGCACAGGAGGUGUGUCAUGGACGUAAAAGGGGAUUUCUGAUGAGAAAGCUAUACGGAAAGCCCUGUGGCCUC
Corythoichthys intestinalis (scribbled pipefish) is the source of this 3668-nucleotide messenger RNA. RefSeq names its product paired box 2a (gene pax2a). The transcript is spliced from 11 exons. The coding region runs from base 252 to 1472 and encodes 406 amino acids. Gene Ontology annotation, molecular function: RNA polymerase II cis-regulatory region sequence-specific DNA binding; DNA-binding transcription factor activity, RNA polymerase II-specific. Gene Ontology annotation, biological process: regulation of transcription by RNA polymerase II; anatomical structure development. NCBI's taxonomy places the organism in Eukaryota, Metazoa, Chordata, Actinopteri, Syngnathiformes, Syngnathidae. The record is from RefSeq and is a predicted model, not a curated record.